Astrephomene gubernaculifera is the source of this 2858-nucleotide messenger RNA. The record is from the annotation of a GenBank genome assembly. Lineage: Eukaryota; Viridiplantae; Chlorophyta; Chlorophyceae; Chlamydomonadales; Astrephomenaceae.
CUUCUUUAAGAGAACAACUUUCCUGUAAACAUGUACGGUAGUAGCUUGGAUAGGACACGUAAUAAUGGAGCAUCCCCAAGGCAGGUUCGCGCGAAUACGAAGCUUGACGGAAUUGAGUUCCUUGCGUAUCUGGAAACAACUUCCGCCCGAGCUGGCGGAGCGUAUUGUCUCCCUCCUGCCAGCCAACGAAGUUCCAUGCACAGUGCGACUUGUUAACAAAGCCGCGGCAGCGCAAUUCCACGGUCCGAAGUACACGACGACGAGGCUUUCAGCGCCUGUGCCAAAGCACGCCUUCGCGCAGCGUUGGGGUGGACCCGAUGCCGUGCGUGGCAUGUCGCGGACACAGCGAACGGACCUUAUGUGCCUCACAGCCCGCAGCGGUGUCAUUGAUAACCUAGCAUUAGCAGCAGCAUCCACAAGAUUGAUCACAGGAAUCUUUCCAUCAAUGAAAGUGCUCGAGGCCGCUGCAGCGGCCAAACAAUUGGAAGCCUUCAAGUGGGCACUGCAACAUGGACACUGCAUCCUUAGGAUGGCUGCGCUCGAGUAUGCAUCCAGUACGGGACUGAAGGCUGCAUGCGAGGCGUGCUUGGCUCACGGCUGUCCUUGGAGCGAACACGCCGUGUAUGCUGCUGCUAGCAGUGGUCACGUGGGCCUGAUGCACUGGCUCAUUCUUCAGCGUCCGUCGGAUGAUGAGCCACUGGACUACCUCUAUGUGUUGCAUGGGGCCGCUGAGGGCUGCAAGCUCGGAGAGCUGCAGCGGCUUCUGCACGAGUGGCAGGCCGCGGGUCUGCUGGAGGAGGAGCAGGAGGAGGAGUGGAAGCCCUUCAUGCUGGCGGCCGCAGCUGGCAGCGCCACAGCCGACUGGCAGGCCAAGGUAGCCUGGCUGGAGGCGCAGGGCUUUCCACAGAGCCCUAACGCAUCUGCAGCGGCCGGUACCUGCUCGGAUGCGCUGGCACGCCUGACGUGGCUUCAGGGCAAGGGCUACCCACUGGUCACAGCAGCUGCAAGCCGUGUCACGGAGCGGGGUGCUGCUGACGCGCUGCGAUAUCUCCUGGAGCGGGGCGUCUGGCCGGCUGACACUGCGGUGCAUGCUGCUGCAGUACGGGGCCACCUGGACGUGCUGGUUCUGCUAAUCGGACAGGGCUACCCUCUUACUCGCGACCUCGCAUUCAUCGCAGCAAGCGGCGGCCACGUAUCCACCGUCACCUGGCUGUUGGAGACGGUGGAGCAGCAGCAGCCGGAGCAGCAGCAGCCGGAGGAGCAUCCGCUGCUGCACGGCAAGUACCUCUUCCGCGCAGCCACCCAGUCGGGUAACCUGGGUCUCAUGUCUUGGCUGCGGCAGCGCGGCUGCCCCUGGGAUGCAGCCGCUUACGGCUUCGCUGCGGAGGCUGGCAGCGAGGAGGCCCUGGAGUGGCUGGCCCACAGCGGCUGCCCGCGCGAGCCCGAGGAUGUGUUUACGGCGGCGGUGCCGCCCUACGCCAUGGCUGCUAACCACGGCGACCUGGCGACCAUGCAGUGCCUGAGGAGGCUGGGAUGGCCUUGGGACCCGGCGGGUGCGACCUUCACGGCAUGCGUUAGGCAGGAGCAGUGUCCGCCGCCCGUGCUGGCCUGGCUGGUGGCGGAGGGGUGUCCGGUGGACUGGGAGGCGGCGGUGGCGACGGUGGCUAAGCGCAUGGCUUUUGCGGAAAGUAGGUGGCACCAGUGCGCUAGGGAGGCGUGGGAGUGGCUGCGCGCACACAGUGGUAGUGAGUGGUGGCAGCAGCGGCAGUUUGGGUCGCUGGAGGAGGCGAUGGAGAGGGUGCUGGAGCAGGCGCGGGAGGAGGCGGUGGCAGAGUGGGAGCAGGAGGAGCAGGAGGAGGAAGGGGACUGGGAACAGUGGCCGGAGGGUGGAGAGGGCGAGGGUGGUGAGGGUGAUUGGGAGGGCGAGGGCGAGCAAGAAGGGGAUGGCGAGCAGGCCGCUGUAGAGGAGCAGGGGGAGCAGGGGUAAUGGGAACGAUUGUAGCAGCAGGAUGAGGAUUGCGUCUGAGCAGCCCUUCAUGGCUUCUCCGUGUGCAUUUCCUGAAAGGACGGAGGAUGUCCGCAAGGCGGGAUACGGUACUUGGCCUUGAGAGCAUGUACAUACUCUAGAGGUCCGCCUUGGUCCGCCAAGUCAUGAGCGGCAAGUCGCUGCAGCAUUGACUGCUCACUCAUUUCGGGGUGGUUUCCACUCGGGGUACUGCUAAUUUGUCGUACAAACGGUCACGUGUUGGGGAUUGGAGGCGGACCCCUUCGUUGGCGGACCUCGUCGUUGGCUGCAUUCCAAAGCUGGGAUUCGGAUGCAUUUCAGAGCUCGGAUUCGGCCAUCGGAUUGCCCUGUUGUGAUGCGGGACGUGAGGGAUACUCGGUCAUGUUGGCGACAACCCAUGCCUACGCCGGGUCAUGGAUGAUGUUUUCGUGCAUUACUGAACUGUUGUUCUGAUUGGCUGUAGCCGGGCGAUAAUGUAGCCGGUACGCGCAUGUGCGCUGAGAGCAAUCAGAGCAUGCGUACGUUGCUACCCACAACAACACAUUAGGACACUACGCCAUGCAUAUAUUCUACCUUCGCUGCUGCUGCUGCUGCUGCUGCUCCUACCACCAUGUAUGCCUGUAUACACGCGAGUUGCUCAAGGCAGGGCCCCCGCGAGGUGCCCUGGCGGUUGCCCUGGAGCUACAUUUAGUUCUGGAGGACGGUUGGUGGGGUGUUGUUGCAAGAGGGGGGACGUAAGGAUGGCCAUGUGGCCAUGUUGGUGUAGUGUCAUAACGUCAUAAGGCCUGGAGGCGAUAGUACGACAAGCGGCCCCAAGGCCCAUUAGCGCACCAACCAAACAUUUACAAGUAGC